UUUGUCCAUCAGUCAUUUCUUUGAUAACGGUAACGUUAUCUUAGUGGAAAGGUUAAAAUUUACUUUAUCAAUACAAACUAGAUGAUGUAGUUUGUACAUAAUAUGAUGGAUUAAAUCAUUCGAAGAUAACAUCAUUACUGUGUAUCAACGCCACCAAAAUUGGGUAACAACGAACCGGAGAUAAAGGUAAAAAAUGUAAAGAAGCAAAAUGGUAGUUUCGGGUACACAACUUGUACUCUAUAGAUCAUUUUAUUAUUCAAUAUAACAACCAUCAAAGAAUGAUUUCCUAGAUGUAUAGGAGAGACCAAUACACCCUUCAAUAAUACAGAGUUAACCACAAGCGCAAAGGCGGUUGCUAUUUUCAAUCAAAACAUGAGGAAACAGCGCAAUUUCAUGUGUUUUAUUUUUGGGUUUUUACUCUUUAUGUUCGUUUAUUAUGCAAACUUCCAGCAUAUUCGUAUAACUGAUAUUGAGUUGUCAGAUGAAAGGUUAUUUGAUAUACCUGAGGUAAAAAAUACUAGUGCCGCCUUUUUAGUAGACACGUCUGCUUGCAAAAUUCCAAAUAUAGAUCCGUUUGAUAAAUCAGUGAAACGAAUGUUAAGAAAUGGAACAGCGUUAAAGUGUGCUGUGAAGGAUGAUCUUGUAUAUUCAAAUGGAAAUACUAUAAUUAUUAAUUGGAAAGCUGUUAAUAACUCGAAAUUAAAAAAUAAAAUGAAAUACUGCAAAUAUGAAGUCAUUUGGCGACCAUAUAAUGAAAUGCAAGAUCAUAACUAUAUGAAAUUCAUAAACGAAAGUGAUGAAUUUGUUGAUCGUGUUGAUAUAUCAGAUGAAUUUGUUCGUGUAAAAUGCUACAAUGGAACUGGACAUAAGUUGUAUACAAAUUUCUUCUCUUUUGUUCAUUUAAAAGAAGAUGUCGAAGAAAGAUGUGAAAAAAAUGCCAAAAAAUUUGAAAACACGCGAAAAGAAGAGCUGAACAUUUUGAUGUUGGGCGUUGAUUCAAUAGCUCGAAAUAACAUGCUACGUUAUAUGAAGAAAACAUGGUCGUAUUUGGUAAACGAAGUCAACGCAAUAGAUCUACUUGGUUAUAAUAAAGUUGCUGAUAAUACCUUUGUAAAUAUAGUCCCAAUGACAGCUGGAAAAUAUGUCGAUCAGUUACCAUGGAACGAAUCAAUAAGGUGGACGCCAAUGGACAACUAUAAUUUUAUAUGGAAUAAUUAUUCUGCAAAGGGGUAUAGAACUUUCUAUGCUGAAGAUCAUCCUGAUAUUGCAAUUUUUGAUUUUGGAAAAUCUGGAUUUAAAAAACCUCCUGGUGAUUACUUCAAUAGGCCUUUGAGUAUCGCUAUGGAAAAAACUAAAGACGUUUGGAAUUCCGAUCAUUAUUGUGUGCAUGGAAGAAUAGAAACUAAUAUAGUUUUAGACUAUUUAAAGAAUUUUGCGAAGAAAUUUCAAUCAAAACCGCAUUUUUCCUUCUCAUUUAUAACACGACUAACACAUGCAUAUAUCGAAGAAACAUAUAAAGCAGACGAAAUCUACCUCAAAUUUUUUAAAGACAUGUAUAAAAGCGGCAACUUAAAAAACACAGUUGUAUUCUUUUUCAGUGACCAUGGGAUGCGUUUUGGUGAUGUAAGAGAAACGUUCGUAGGAAAAUUGGAAGAACGUCUUCCUUUUAUGUUAAUCGCAUUCCCUCCAUGGUUCCUUAAAAAAUAUCCAGACACUCAUAAAAAUUUACAGAUAAAUGCUAGAAGACUUACCACUCCUUUCGAUAUAUUUGCCACUUUAGAACAUAUUUUAGAUUUCGAUGGUAUUCAGAAAAAUGAAGUGAAAAAGCAAAGAUCAAUGAGCUUACUUAAUGAAAUUCCAGAAGAUAGAACUUGUGAUGAAGCUGAUAUCCUACCUCAUUGGUGUACUUGUUCUAAGCAUGAAGAAUUAGAUAUUCAAAAUAAGACCGUUAUCAAAAUUGGAGUUACUCUAGUAUCGAAAAUUAAUCAAGAUUUAGCAGAUUCCUUUGACGUUUGUGAAAAAUUACACUUGAAGUCUAUAAAAUAUGCUCUGCGGGUCAUACCGUCUGACAAAGUGCUUCGAUUCGAACAGAGCAAGAAUGAUGUUAUAGAUAGGAAGGUUAUAUACGGCGAUCGAGUAAAGUCUUAUAUUGAUUAUCAGAUAACCGUACAAACACAGCCGGGUGAUGCGGUCUUUGAAGGGACGUUACGGUAUGACGAAAAAGGAAAAACAUAUGACUUAGUAGGUGAUGUCAGUCGAAUUAAUAAGUACGGUGAUCAAUCACACUGUAUAGAGCAACAUCAUCUUAAAAAACUUUGUUACUGUAAAAUACAGCCAUAGAAUGUCAAA
Molecule: messenger RNA, 2349 nt
Organism: Mytilus trossulus (common blue mussel)
Lineage: Eukaryota; Metazoa; Mollusca; Bivalvia; Mytilida; Mytilidae
Exons: 3
Coding region: 373-2340 (655 amino acids)
Source: RefSeq, a predicted model, not a curated record